Molecule: messenger RNA, 1841 nt
Organism: Scomber scombrus (Atlantic mackerel)
Lineage: Eukaryota; Metazoa; Chordata; Actinopteri; Scombriformes; Scombridae
Exons: 6
Coding region: 111-902 (263 amino acids)
Source: RefSeq, a predicted model, not a curated record
UCCAUUUGGCCUAUUAGGGAUUUGACGUAGCGCUGUCACAAGAAAUAUCUGGGAAGAAAAUUCACCCACCGGGACGUCCAGUGCAGCUCUAGUUGGUAGUAACAUUAAUAAUGAGUGGAGUCAUUAAUUUUAAAAACUGCGGCUCGGUGCUGGUAACGGGGGCCAGUCGGGGGCUCGGGCUGCAGAUAGUCGACACCCUGGCGACUGGAGGAGCCUCACCCGGCAAGAUUAUAGCCACGACUAGAAACCCCGCCAGUGCGCAGACACUUCAGGAGCUGGCCGAGAAACAUCGCAACAUCCACAUAAUCACUAUGGAUGUCGUGAGCCAGGAGAGCAUAGAGAAGUGUGCAGAAGAGGUGCACCAGCUGGUACAAGAAGAGGGUCUGAACUGCCUGAUCAACAACGCAGGGAUCAAUGUGGUGGCUGACUUUCAUACUGUUACUGCAGAGAAGAUGAUUGAGAACUUCCACACGAAUGCUGUGGCUCCUCUAAUGAUCACCAAGGCCUUCCUGCCGCUGUUGAAGCAAGCUGCAUCCAGAGGUGGAGCAGGUGACGCUGGAAGCAUGGGCAUCCAGAGGGCAGCAGUCAUUAACAUGACCUCUCUGCUGGGCUCUGUGGAGCUCAACUGGGGGGAGAGGGCCAACAAUUUCAAAUGGUACCCCUACAGGACGUCCAAGAGUGCCCUAAACAUGGUGAGUCGCUGUAUGGCGACAGACCUGGAGUCUGACGGGAUUCUCUGCAUGGCCGUACAUCCCGGCUGGGUCCGCACUGACAUGGGGGGGUCUGCGGCUCCACUGAGUACAGAGGAGAGUAUUUCCUCUGUCUUGUCUGUGAUUGGUGGACUGACUGAGAAGGAUCACGGGUCAUUCUUGAACUUUACAGGAGAGCCGAUACCUUGGUGACCCUGAUCACCACAGUAGAAAGUACGGUGAUUAUGUGUUCUAUUAACUGACCUGAAUGACAGUUUAGUGACUUAUGAUUAACUUCAACUAAGCAAAGAUGAAUGCUUCAGUGACUCAGAGCGCACAGUGUUAAAUCAAACUUUAGUUCUAAAAGUUUUGCACAUUUCAGCUAAAUACAAAGUAAAUAUAGAAGAGCAAUCAUAUGUAAUUAUUAUGAAGGGAUUGCUGGUUUUUCUAAGUAGAUGGGUGGGGUUUGGUGUGCAGCUUGUUUUUUUAAGAUGCCAUACUAUACCUACAGUAAACUGCAUCUGAGCUGUGUUCAAAUGUAAAUCUAUAAAGUUUAUAUUUACAUAAUCUAAUAAUACAUCAAAGUUAUUGUACCAGCAAAAUAGACAAAACUGAGUUGAGAAAAUCAUAACAGGAAACAUUGUUAUUUGCUUGUUGCUGAAGUGUUACGGCGACACAUUUGCCACAAAGAGUAUCACCCUAAAACAACAGUAUUAUAAUCUGGUGUUAAUCCAUACAGAUUUUUUCCCCCUCUGGUCCAACAUUGUGUAUGUGGUCCUCAAAUACUAGAAAGUUACUUUUAAAAUGCAAACUGUUAGAGAUGGAUGGUCAGUUACUUGUUAAAGUUGUCUCAUUGCUUUGUUUUACCUGUCAGUCAGUAGAGAAGCAUAUGUACAGUAUAUCAAGUUUGUGUCUAAGAAAAGUGAAGAGACUCAUGGGCAGUGAACUCUUCCAAAAGUUUAAAGCACAAACUAAGAAUAUAAUAUAUUACUGUACUAAACUCCACUAGUUUACCAUGUUUGCACUCAUUUAAACUGCUGUUGCUGCACAAUAUAUCAGCUAAGUUUAAGCAUAGCUAAUGUAGAAAUGUGUUGAAUAUUUUUGAGCUCAUUACUGUUUUAAGUGUUAUUGUUAUAAAACAUAAUAAAGGUU